Molecule: messenger RNA, 3020 nt
Organism: Nymphalis io (European peacock)
Lineage: Eukaryota; Metazoa; Arthropoda; Insecta; Lepidoptera; Nymphalidae
Gene: mei-9
Product: DNA repair endonuclease XPF
Exons: 15
Coding region: 202-2853 (883 amino acids)
Biological process (GO): double-strand break repair via homologous recombination; resolution of meiotic recombination intermediates; nucleotide-excision repair involved in interstrand cross-link repair
Cellular component (GO): nucleotide-excision repair factor 1 complex
Molecular function (GO): single-stranded DNA endonuclease activity; single-stranded DNA binding; damaged DNA binding
Source: RefSeq, a predicted model, not a curated record
UGUUGAUAGUUUUGUUCGUUAUUAUUAUACUACACCGGUAAUACCGGCAAAGAGUAUACAAACACUACGGUACACCGGUGGCCGGCUGUGAUAACUUGUAAUUUGUACGCAAUACAUAUACUAUACAAGGGCUUACAACAAAAUCUCAAAUUAAGGACGGGCAUUUUAUUAGGAGAUUAUAUUUUAUAUUGUAAUCUAAAAAUGGAAAGCAAUGAACAAAGUGAUGUAGAUAAAAAUAUAGAAACGAAAUAUCCUUUGCUUCCAUAUGAAAAACAAAUCCUUAUAGAUAUGUUUGAAAAGGAUGCACUGUUAAUAAUUGCAAAAGGACUCACUUAUAACGAUAUCGUCGCAAACAUAUUAUGGAUACAUAAUGAUCCUGCUAAUUUAGUUUUAGUAAUAAAUAGUAGCGAGCAUGAAGAAAAAUACUUUUCUGAAAAAUUUAACUUAACAGUUUUACCUACAGUUGGAAAUGAGAGAGAAAAGGCAUAUUUAGAAGGUGGUAUAUAUUUUGUGUCUACAAGAAUUCUGGUCGUUGACUUGUUGAAAAAUCGUGUUCCAGUAUCCAAUAUCACUGGCAUAAUUGUAUUAAGAGCUCACACUGUACUUGAAUCUUGUCAAGAAGCAUUUGUUUUAAGACUUUAUAGACAAAAAAAUAAGACAGGAUUUGUUAAGGCAUUUUCAAAUUCACCAAUUUCUUUUACUUUUGGAUAUCAUCAAGUUGAGAAAGUUAUGCGAGCACUUUUUGUAACAGAACUGUUUUUGUGGCCAAGGUUUCAUAGUACCGUGAUUAAAAGUCUUAAGAGUAGGCAGGCAGAAGUCAUAGAAUUGCAUGUUUCACUGACGACGAACAUGAGUCUCAUUCAGACUUGUUUACUUGAUAUAAUGAACUACACAGUCAAACAAUUGAAAAGUAUCAACCGAACACUGGAUAUGCAAGAAAUAACAACCGAAAAUUGUAUCACAAAGAAAUUUCAUAAAAUUCUUCAAUCGCAAUUAGAUUGCGUGUGGCACCAGCUCAGUACACGGACUAAGGAGUACAUACAAGAUUUAAAGGUUUUAAGGACGAUGAUAAUAAACUUAAUACACGACGACUCAGUAUCGUUUUACGCAUUAGUAAGCAAAUACAGGACACCGGAAUAUGCUAAAGUGAAUUCGGGUUGGAUACUUCUUGAUUCAGCGGAGCAGCUGUUUAGAGUGGCCAGGGCGAGGGUGUAUAACAAUAAUAAUGAAUUUAAUCCCGAGUCGUCACCGAAGUGGAAAUGUCUGAGUGAAUUGUUAACAGAUGAGAUACCUAAAGAAGUUAGGAAGAAGAACAACGAGUCGUUGUGUAGAACGAAAAUACUAAUACUUUGCCAAGACAACAAGUCAUGUUGUCAACUGAACAAUUUCCUUACGAUGGGCGAAAGUAAAUAUCUCUUCUACACUGCGUUCCGGAGAGACUUAACAAUAACUACGAUGGCUGCUAAAUAUAAGAAAAUUAAUAACAAAACACAAAUCAAAGACAAUAAAGAAAAAGGUAAAGAAGUAAAAAAUGAAUUGGACGAGGAGGAAGCGAAUGCAGAUGAAAUGAAUAAGUCCAACUAUGUACUGACUCUCACUCAAACGGCAAAUAAAAACAAUUCGGACUUGAAAGCGGCCAAUGAAAGCAUAUUUGAAUCUCUGUCUCAGGUGGAAAAUUUGGAUUUAACGCAGAUAGAAGCAGAUAAACCGAUAAUUUGUAUUCAAACAUUUAAGCAAAAUGGUAAUUACAUGUCCCUUUGUGAAACAUUAGAGAGCUUGCGUCCCGAGUACGUAGUGCUGUACCACAGCGACGUGGCCGCCGUCCGGCAGCUCGAGCGCUUCGAGUGCCGGAAGCCGCCCCACGAGCCCAGGGUCACGGUGUACUUCCUGGUGCACGACCACACCGUGGAGGAGCAGGCCUACCUCACGUCUCUGCGUAGGGAGAAGCAGGCGUUCGAGCUGCUCAUACAGGCCAAGAGUGUAAUGGUUAUACCGUCAUACCAAGACGGAAAAACUGAUGAAUAUUUUAAUUUGCAUGUUGAAGAAGAAGUAGUCCCCGCGGAUACAAGAAAAGCAGGUGGUCAAGUUCAAGUCACGAAAGAGAAACCGGUUGUUAUCGUCGAUAUGAGGGAAUUCCGUUCCGACCUCCCCGCGUUACUGCAUAAAAAUGGAAUCAAUAUUGAACCAGUGACCAUAUCUAUAGGAGACUACAUCCUAACGCCGGACAUAUGCGUGGAGAGGAAGUCGAUAUCCGACCUCAUCGGCUCGCUGAACUCGGGGCGGCUGUUCGCGCAGUGCACGCACAUGUGUCGCAACUACAGCCGACCCAUCCUGCUCAUUGAGUUCGAUCAGAACAAGCCGUUCAACUUACAGGGCAAUUUCGUCGUUUCAACUGAUUUAUCAGGCGCCGAUAUCCAGCAGAAGCUACAGCUGCUUACAAUACACUUCCCGAGGUUGAAACUCGUCUGGUCGCCGAGCCCGUACGCUACAGCAGAACUGUUUUAUGAGCUCAAACAAGGUAGAAAGAACCCGAAUGUAGAAGAAGCGCUCGCUUUAAGUGGAGACAAUACAGCGGAAGAUAUGAACCACGAGAGAUGUAAUAUACGCGUACACGACUUCGUACAGAAGCUGCCCGGUAUCACUUCGAAGAACAUCACGAGGGUUAUGAACAGAGGGGUGUCUUUGGAUCACCUUAUAACCUUAACACAGGAACAACUUGCAGAAAUUAUAGAAAACAAAAAUGAAGCCGCAACAUUAUAUUCCAUUUUACACGUCAAAGCAAAAGCAGCUGACACAGACAAAACGAAACCUUUUGCGAAGAAGAAGUUCGAGAAAUUCAAGAAUUUGAAAUAAAAAGACGAAAAGAUUUUUACAAUUAUUUAUUGCAUAUGUACAGAAUCAUAAUAAUUUUAAAAUGAAAUAAAAGUGAUCACAAUGAAUAAAUAUAUGUCAAUUUUAUUAUUAAUAAUUUAUAAAAUAAAAAUAAAAAACAGUAAUUUUUAUUUGGAGUCUUAUUUAUA